GCGACAGAUGCAGUUGAAGUUUGCCGGCGAUGGCCUUGGAAUUGGGGGCGACGCCGCGCUGUCCAGGCGCAAGAGCGAACAAAGAUGUCAAGGACAACUUCUCUCCAUUGCCUUUAUGACCACCUCAUGCAAUAUCCUAGACCAAAUGGAGCUGGAGUCGAACCUAGAGCGUAAAUUGUGCCAAAGGCGCUCGAAGCCAACGAUCAACCAACCUUGCAGAGGCUCAUGAGACUGAGGUCCGCAUUGCUGUUGGCUGAUACCUCCUAGUGUUUGGUAUCACGAUUUCGUCCUGAAAAAUACUAGUGCUGGAAGCAUGAAGGCAUGGUAUGAGUAGGCAAAAUGUCAGUAUGGGCUGUCCGCUUGUGUGGGUGAAUGUGCGCUGGAUCAAAGCUUGUAACGUGCCUCACACGUUUGGAGUCUUGAGGUCCACGAGCCCAUUCCGUCUGGACGACGCGGCUGUGGAGAACUUGUCAAAUGUCGUGGCCAAUUCAUUCGAUGCAGCUAAACUCGUCUCCGUGAGUGAAGAAAUCCACAGGCGAUCUCAUCAUCCGCGAACGUUGCUCAUUAGUAUAGCCUCCGGUUCCUUGGCAUGGGUAAACUCUCUUAAGUCGUGGCACACAGAGAGAUUAUGGAGGUACUGAAGCGACAGGGCAUCCGUGCAUCGCGCUGUUGCCUCGGAGCACCCCAAUUUAACGGUGCCGCGUGGUGAAUUCAAUUACAGAAUGUUGGUAGUUUCAGAAUGACGGCUCCUCCAGUGCAAAAACGCCGUCCGGCGACAUAGUCGAAUUUCAUCCUUUUCCCCUACGUCACCAUGACGAUGUGGGCAACGUGGGCCUACGUCUUGCUGCCUCCUGCAGUUGUGCUGCUCCUCCUUCUCACGAUUCCGUUCCCCAAGUUCAUCGCCAAGGGUAUCGUUCGAAUGAACGAAUUCUUGUUCUCCUUGGAACUGGGAGGCAUUCCCAUCAUAUCCAUCAUCACGUUCUUCGCCUUUAUUGCGCUAGCAGGCCAAACGUAUGACCUCCAAAAACGCUACACCAAAACUAUUCCAGGUAUCGAAAAGCACUACGAAGCCGACUUGCAGCAAAAAGCGAGUCGCUGGCGCUCGGAGCGCAACUGGUGGAUCAGCGCCCUGACUUUUACGAUUUACUGGAUGCUCAUGGCCUUCCAGUCCAUGAAAAAACAGCUCCUUGCCGUCAAUCGUCGCGCUGACUAAUCGUGCAUAUUUCAUAACUUUAAUCUCUAUGUUGCCAUCAAUUACAACAAUCGAAAUUGUAACUUUCUCGUCACUCG
This is a messenger RNA of Aphanomyces invadans, 1290 nucleotides long. RefSeq lists its product as hypothetical. The transcript has 4 exons. The record is from RefSeq and is a predicted model, not a curated record. Bases 812 to 1213 code for a protein of 133 amino acids. NCBI's taxonomy places the organism in Eukaryota, Oomycota, Saprolegniomycetes, Saprolegniales, Verrucalvaceae.